CCUGCAGGCACAUGGGCUUGUCCUGCUGACUUUUACAGUCUGGGUGUUGAUGCGCCAGAGUGAAGUUGAAACUCGAAAGAAGCUGAGAUGGAAGGGUAGCCGAUAGUGGGGCCCCAACGGGACAGGGGGUUCGGAGAUCACACUGAGCCCACACCCCCUGAUUGGUUGAGGAUCAUCGUGAAACCCUGGCGGUGGAUGGUUGUCCCCUAAUAGGGGAUCGUCGUUGAGGCUCUCGACGAUAUCGAGGGGUCGACGCCCCGUAAGGAGCCAAUAGAGCGAGCACAGCCGUCGCGUUCGAAGAGGGGACUCCGGGGUAGCGAUGGCACCAUACAGUCCAGUCUCAAACCGAAGACCAUCAGACUUGAGACGAAUGGCCGUGUGCAACUCGGUUACUCGGAUCGUUCUCGUGUUCUCGGGCGGGUAGACAUGUCUACCUACACGGGACUGGACACGCAGCCGGCGACAUAAAAGCGCGGGAGAUCCUCGUUUCGAUGAUCGACAUUUGGCCGCUCUCACCACUUCACUUCUCGAUCUCCAUCAUCCUUCUGGGCAAGGGUUUCUUUUCACUUCUUCGAUCAUUCCUUCGUUUUUGGCCGGCACGAGACUUUUAUCCUUUCCCGUCGAUCGUCCUGACUUGUGACCAACGAGUAUCUGUUAAUUCUUCUUUCGUUUGUUAAUGAUUAAUACCCACCCCAAGUCGGAAUUGUAAUUUCAAGUCGUCGAAGAAAGGCAAAAUGCGCGUAGCACUCCCCCUCGUUGCGGCCAUCGCUAGCACCGCUGUCGCGGCGCCUGUGACCGUCCCCUUGAGCGUGACCAACAUCGGCCAGGCCGCACCGAUCGCCCCGCGCCAGAACGGAGCGUGCUUCAUCAUCGGGAGCAACACGCUUCCCAAAGAGACCUCCGACAUCGCUACGAGACUCGCCUCAUCCGUGACCUGCAGCAGGUCCGCGACCACCAUCGCCGGCGUCCCCGACGUGACCUUGGGAUCGACCACCUACUCGGACAUCGACUUCUCCAAGUCAAGCCAGUCGCCGCUCGCCUUCGCUCUAUCGCAGUUCGCCACCGCCACCCCUCUGGCCAGCACCAACCUCCAGGACUUCGAAGAUAUGCUUGACGUCUACCUGGCCACCGAGGCCGGCAUCCGUAGCGUCGGUGGCUCCCUCGCUAUCAAGGUUCCCAAGUUCUUCCUCGAAAUGCAGGUCAGCCGCAUCCAGACGGCCCAGGGCAACCCGCCCACCGCGGCGGGGCUUCAGGUCAACCACCUCCGCGACAAAGUGCUCAAGAACGCUGGAAGAGAGAGCCAGGCUCUCCUCGACCAAGUCACGCGGCUGGCAACUCAGUUGAGCUAAAGGGGGGGAUAGAAGAGCUACCUAGGUAGCUUGGGGAUUAGCUGGUCUGCAUGUAUGUAUAAGUGCCCAUCCAUAAUCCCUCGUGGCCGAUAACCACCUGUCCGGCCAAAACAUGAA
This is a messenger RNA of Durotheca rogersii, 1466 nucleotides long. RefSeq lists its product as uncharacterized. Bases 735 to 1349 code for a protein of 204 amino acids. The transcript has a single exon. The record is from RefSeq and is a predicted model, not a curated record. NCBI's taxonomy places the organism in Eukaryota, Fungi, Ascomycota, Sordariomycetes, Xylariales, Xylariaceae.